This is a messenger RNA of Neomonachus schauinslandi (Hawaiian monk seal), 2378 nucleotides long. RefSeq names its product transmembrane channel like 8 (gene TMC8). Gene Ontology annotation, cellular component: plasma membrane. Bases 1 to 2172 code for a protein of 723 amino acids. Gene Ontology annotation, molecular function: mechanosensitive monoatomic ion channel activity. The transcript has 15 exons. Lineage: Eukaryota; Metazoa; Chordata; Mammalia; Carnivora; Phocidae. The record is from RefSeq and is a predicted model, not a curated record.
AUGCUGAGGCAGUGGUCAGUGCAGUCCGGCCAGGCCCUCGUGGAGCCAGAACCUGAGCCAGGGGCCGAGGAGCUAUGGGAGCAGGAGAUGGAGCGGCUGUGGUCCUCCCAGGCCCUGGUGCGGGAGCUGCCCUAUGCCAUGGUGGACAAGCGCCUCAUCCGGCAGCUGCGGGAGCCCGAGGGGGUGAAGACCUCUUGCUGGCAGCGAUGGCGGAGCAGGCGGCAGACUGCGGGACGGCGCCUCGGGGAGGCGGCGCAGCGGCUGGCCCGGGGCUUUGGGCUCUGGGAAGGGGCUCUCUACGAGAUAGGGGGCCUCUUUGGCACCGGAAUCCAGGCCUACUUCACCUUCCUUCGCUUCCUGCUGCUGCUCAACCUUCUGACCCUGCUUCUCACUGCCGGCUUCGUCCUGCUGCCCCUGGUCUGGCUCCGCCCCCCCGACACAGGCCCCUCCCUUAACUUCACCCUCCAGUGCCCUGGUAGCCUCCAGCCCCAGACUGGUGUUCCCAGAUUCCACAAUCAACUUUGGAAUGUUUUAACCGGCAGGGCCUUCACCAACACCUACCUCUUCUAUGGCGCCUACCGGGCGGGGCCCGAGAGCAGCUCGGCGUACAGCAUCCGCCUGGCCUACCUCCUGAGCCCCCUGGCCUGCCUGCUGCUCUGCUUCUCUGGGAUUCUGCAGCGGAUGGUGAAGGGGCUGCCACAGAGGCUGUUUCUGGGCCAAGACUACAAGUCGCCCGUCAGUGUCAAAGUGUUCUCCUCCUGGGACUUCUGUAUCCGGGGACAGGAAGCAGCCACCAUCAAGCAGCAUGAGAUCAGCAACGAGUUCAAGGUGGAGCUGGAGGAAAGGCGUCGGCUGCUGCUGGUGCAGCAGGAGACCCGGACCCAGAGGGCCUGCCACCUGCUCACCUACCUGCGGGUCAAUGUCCUCAUCGGGCUCCUGGUGGCUGGAGCCAUCAGUGCCAUCUUCUGGGCCACCAAGUACUCGCAGGACAACAAAGAGGAGUCCCUGUUUGUGCUGCUCCAGUACCUGCCCCCUGGGGUCAUCGCCCUGGUCAACUUUCUGGGGCCCCUGCUCUUUGUUUUCCUCAUCCAGCUGGAGAACUACCCUCCCAACACGGAGGUCAACCUCGCCCUCAUCUGGUGCGUCGUGCUGAAGCUGGCCAGCCUGGGAAUGUUCUCCUUCUCUCUGGGCCAGACCGUGCUGUGCCUUGGCACGAACAAGACCAGCUGUGUGUCCUACGGCUACAACGCCUGUGAUUACCAGUGCUGGGAGAACGCGGUCGGGGAAGAGCUGUACAAGCUGAGCAUCUUCAACUUCCUUCUCACGGUGGCCUUUGCCUUCUUUGUCAGCCUGCCUAGGAGGCUGCUGGUGGAGCGGUUCUCGGGCCCGUUCUGGGCCUGGCUGGACCGGGAAGAAUUCCUGGUGCCCAAGAAUGUCCUGGACAUUGUGGCGGGGCAGACCAUCACCUGGAUGGGCCUCUUCUACUGCCCCCUGCUGCCCCUGCUCAACAGCGUCUUCAUCUUCCUCACCUUCUACAUCAAGAAGUACACCCUCAUGAGGAACUCCAAGGCCUCUCCUCGGCGAUUCCGCGCCUCCAGCUCCACCUUCUUCUUCCAGCUGGUGCUCAUCCUGGGCCUGCUCCUGGCCGUCAUGCCCCUGGGCUAUGUGGUCAGCAGCAUCCGCUCCUCCUGGGACUGUGGCCUCUUCACCAACUACUCGGCCCCCUGGCAGGUGGUCCCAGAGCUGGUGGCCCUCCGGCUCCCGCCCCCUGGCCAGCGCGUCCUCCACUACCUCGGCUCCCACGCCUUCAGCUUCCCCUUCCUCAUCCUGCUCAGCCUUGUCCUGACGGUUUGCGUCUCCCAGUCCCAGGCCAAUGCGAGGGCCAUCCAGGCGCUCCGGAAGCAGCUGGUGUGGCAAGUCCAGGAGAAGUGGCACCUGGUGGAGGACCUGUCGCGGCUGCUACCGGAGCCGGGCUCCGGCGGUUCUGUGGGGCCCGAGUCCCCUCACUCCAGAGCUUCGCGCCCGCGGUCCUUCUGCCCUGGAUUCCCGUGCCCCGGCUCCCCGGGCCCCGGGGUCCCCAGGCCGGGACCUUGUCUCGAGGAUCCCGCCAGGCCAGGCGGUGCCCCGGUCCCCGCCCCUAGAUUCCGCUUCCCCAGCGGCUCAGAGCUGUAGCACCCACCCCGGCUUCCUCCCGGAGCCUCCCCAGGGCCCGAUCUACCUCCCCCUCACCAGAGUGCCCCGGGCCCCAAGCUCCUGCCCCCUGGUGACCGUCGCUCUCAGUGGGCCCUCCAGCAGGACGGGGUAGAGCCCAGGGGCAGCAGGAAGAAAAUAUGGGAAGUUGUAUUUAUAUUUUUACCUCAGUCCUGUAAAGUUUCUGU